Cynara cardunculus var. scolymus (artichoke) is the source of this 1246-nucleotide messenger RNA. Its product is annotated as zinc finger protein WIP2. Gene Ontology annotation, biological process: anatomical structure development; regulation of gene expression. Gene Ontology annotation, molecular function: DNA-binding transcription factor activity. Gene Ontology annotation, cellular component: nucleus. NCBI's taxonomy places the organism in Eukaryota, Viridiplantae, Streptophyta, Magnoliopsida, Asterales, Asteraceae. The transcript has 2 exons. The coding region runs from base 1 to 1146 and encodes 381 amino acids. The record is from RefSeq and is a predicted model, not a curated record.
AUGACUGACCCUUCAUACUCCUCAAAUCUAUACUCACAGUGGUUCAGGAUUGAUCAAUUCUCCAAUAGUUGUCCAACAAAUCUUCCUCAUCAUGUUCAGACUAGUAUUCACUAUCAAUACCCUCGAAGUUACUACUACAACAAUUUUCAAUCUUCUUCAUAUUCAAACACUAGAACUACAAACAGUUUCAACAUCCAUCCAUCCAGUUCGGUCAUUAAUCAACAUCCAACCGCUCCUCCUUCGCCUCCUCUCAGAGAAGCCCUCCCUCUCUUGAGCUUGAGCCCAUCAAGAAAACAUGAAGAUUAUUAUCAUCAUCAACAACAACCCUCUUGCAGUACUACUACUCAUCAAGAUAUGGAUGUGGAGGGCGAUGAUGUUGAGGAGGAAGAUGAUGAAACAGCUGUGACUGUCGCACUGCACAUAGGGCUUCCAAACGCUAGUGCUGCUGAUCUUGCAUCUUUGAUCUCAAAUUCAUCAAAUUCUUCUUCUACUACUACUACUACUACUACUGAGAUAAUGGUUCCUAGUAACAUCAAUAAUAAGAGUAAAGAUGGAGAUGGAGAUGAAGGUUGUCUUGGGUAUAGCCCUAUCAGCAGACUCAACAAGGGUCAGUACUGGAUACCAACACCCUCUCAGAUUCUAAUUGGCCCUACUCAGUUCUCCUGUCCUGUUUGCUUCAAGACCUUCAAUAGAUACAACAACAUGCAGAUGCAUAUGUGGGGGCAUGGAUCUCAGUACAGGAAAGGUCCAGAAUCUCUAAGGGGCACUCAACCAACUGGCAUGCUAAAGCUACCAUGCUAUUGUUGUGCACCAGGAUGUCGCAACAAUAUCGAUCACCCACGGUCAAGGCCACUCAAAGAUUUUAGAACCCUCCAAACACAUUACAAGAGAAAACAUGGUAUCAAGCCUUUCAUGUGUCGAAAAUGUGGGAAGGCGUUCGCAGUUAGGGGCGAUUGGAGAACACAUGAGAAGAACUGUGGGAAGCUUUGGUACUGCAUUUGUGGUUCAGAUUUUAAGCACAAAAGAUCACUCAAAGACCACAUUAAAGCCUUUGGGCAUGGACAUGCAGCUUACGGCAUCAACGGAUUUGAGGAAGACGACGAGCCUGCAUCUGAGAUCGAGCAAGAUGAUGAUGGUAAUUCAUGAUCUUAGGUAAGGCGCAAUCCAGCUGUUAAUCCUCUUAUUUUCCUAGGAAAAAUUGUAGGAUCCCUUGUAAUUAAUUCUUAAUAUUCAAUCAAAACUAUGC